Messenger RNA from Drosophila santomea, 3889 nucleotides. RefSeq names its product cyclin-G-associated kinase (gene aux). NCBI's taxonomy places the organism in Eukaryota, Metazoa, Arthropoda, Insecta, Diptera, Drosophilidae. The record is from RefSeq and is a predicted model, not a curated record. The coding region runs from base 126 to 3638 and encodes 1170 amino acids. Gene Ontology annotation, molecular function: protein serine/threonine kinase activity; AP-2 adaptor complex binding; ATP binding. The transcript has 9 exons. Gene Ontology annotation, cellular component: cytoplasm. Gene Ontology annotation, biological process: regulation of clathrin-dependent endocytosis; positive regulation of Notch signaling pathway; protein phosphorylation.
ACAUUCAUCUUUUUAUUUUUUGUGGUCACAGUGCUAAGAAAAUGUUUUAGUUCUGUUAACGGGAGCCUGAUAUUAUAAGUGAAUAAAUUGUGGACUCUAGCCGUCAAGCAUUGGCCACCACCAAAAUGAGCGAGUUCUUUAAGUCGCUGAACUUUAACUACUUCUCCAGCGAGGCCAACGAAACGGCAGGAGGCGGAGCACCAGGAGCCCUCGGGGGCAGGCUGGACAACGACUUCGUGGGCCAGUUCGUAGAAGUAGCUGGGCACAGGCUGUGCAUCAAGUGUGUCAUUGCCGAAGGCGGAUACGCCUUUGUGUACGUAGCCCAAGAUGUGCAAACUAGCACAGAAUACGCCCUCAAGCGCUUAAUCGCGGCUGACAAGCAGGCCUCCACCGCCAUCAUCAACGAGAUCAGCAUCCACAAGCAGGUGUCGGGGCACGCAAACAUUGUCGCCUUUGUGGGUUCCAGUUAUACCGCCCCGUCAGCUCAAUUAGGAGCUCAGUACCUGCUUCUCACCGAGCUGUGUAAAGGCGGCUCACUGGUCGACUGCUUAAGAACAAACAAUGCCCCGAUCGAUCCCACCUGUGUGCUGCGCAUCUUCUACCAAAUGGCUCGGGCUGUGGCCAGCUUGCACGCACAGUCUCCGCCGAUAGCCCACCGAGACAUAAAGAUCGAGAACUUUCUCAUUGGCAACGACAAACAAAUCAAGCUGUGCGACUUUGGAUCCGCCAGCACGGAGGUGCAGUCACCCACCUUUCAGUGGAGCGCCAACCAGCGCAGCAUGCUGGAGGACCAGCUAAACACUGUUACUACACCGAUGUACCGAUCUCCUGAGAUGCUCGACACUUGGUCCAACAACCCCAUCGGACCCAAAGUGGAUAUAUGGGCUCUCGGCUGCAUCCUCUACUUCCUGUGCUAUCGCAAGCAUCCCUAUGAGGAUGGCGGCAAGCUACGAAUCAUUAACGCCAAUUACAUACUACCGCCAGAUCCUCAGUACCAGUGCUUUCGCGAUAUAAUCCGAGGCUGUUUAAAAGUGAACCCCUUCGAGCGCCUGGAUAUUGCCAUGGUGCUAGAAGGCCUCGCAGCCCUCGCUGAGACACAUAAUUGGUCGCUUAAAGGACCUCUAGACAUUCAUACAACUCCCAUCGAGUCUCUUCCGACCGAGAGUCCUUAUCGCAAAAGUUCGGUUCACUCUGAGUUCUUCACCGAACCGUCUAACACCACUCCCCACCCUACACCGCUCUCCGCCACCGUACCAUUAUCUAGUAAUGGACACGGAAGUCUUCUGUCAUCCCUUCGAGGCGGCGCUGGAACGCUUUUAAAGAACAUUAAAGAUACGUCCACCAAAAUGAUGCAAACAAUGCAACAAUCUCUUGGUCGCAACGAUCUUGAUAUAAGCCACAUUACCUCUCGUAUCCUGGUAAUGCCCUGCCCGUCUGACGGAUUUGAGUCGACGUACAAGACGAACAACAUCGAAGACGUCCGACUAUAUCUAGAGAGCCGUUUUGUCCCACAAAAAAUUAGUAUUUACAACUUCGAUCAACGAACAGAGCCACGUCUACCGCCACCCGUGAGGACCGUUGAGGCAUGUUCAGUUUAUGGGUGCCCACAGCCACAUGCUCCCAAUCUGGAGGGCCUGUUUACCGUAUCAGCGGACAUGUACAAUUUUCUCAACGCGGACCCUAAAUCUAUUGUAGUCGUGCAGACUGGAGACUCGGGUGGAUGCACUGCCGCCACCGUUAUAUGCGCGCUUCUUAUGUACGCAGAUUUGCUUCAGGAACCGGAAGACGCGGUGCAAGUUUUCGCUGUCAAGCGGCAUACCAUUAACCUGCGCCCCUCCGAGUUCCGCUACCUGUACUACUUCGGUGACAUUCUGCGGCCCACGCCCCUGCUGCCGCACUACAAGAAUACAAACCUUGUAUCUAUGACUUGCCAGCCUGUGCCCAGAAUGAGCAAGGCGCGCGACGGCUGUAGGAUCUAUAUGGAGGUGUAUUGCAAUGGGAACUUGCUGCUUAGCACACUGCAGGACUAUGAAAUUAUGCGGUUUUAUCAGGUCGAAUCCGGUAAAAUAGUUCUGCCGAUUAACUUGACCGUCUGCGGUGAUGUGACAGUGGUGUUGUUCCACGCCCGAAAGGGAAUGGUGCGACCACAAGGCCUAAAGAUAUGUCAGUCUCAAUUUAACACGGGAUUCAUCCCCGAACCAGAAACGUUGAUUACAUUCACAAACAAGGACCUGGAUGACUUGCCAGACUCUGAGCAGGUGCCACCUCGCUUCUGCGUUUCACUUUCUCUGGCUGUGACUGCCUUGGAGUCACCUCCCAGCCGUAAGCCACCAUGGUUGCCAGCCAAGCCCAUGCGAUCAUCCGCCGCUUUGUUUAGCUCAGAUUUGGAGUAUGCAGAGAUGGUCGACAAUUUUGUGACCAAGCCCAGCACGCAUUCCUCGCUACCAUCAAGCGCCCGCACCAGGGAGAGCGCCAGCUCUCCCCUUGUUUUGCCCGAUGUCACGGAGACCGCCCACGAACUUCCGUCGUCCACGCCAGAGCCUUCUCCACCCAUAGACUUGCUUAAUUUGAACCAGCAGACCAGUGACGUACCAGCAGCAGAUCCGUUAGCCAGCGCCAAGCCUAGCACAGAUGCCAGCUUUGACUUGUUGGGGGCCUUCGGUGAUGAUGACUCCACGGGCAUAGGCUCAGCGCCAAUUCCUGACAUAUUGCCACCACCGCCACUGCAGCAGCCGCAACCACAAAUAAACUCUGACCCAUUCGACAUAUUUGGAUCUGUGGACCCAGGCAACGUGCCCAGCUUGAAGCCAUCGGGCUUUGCACAUUUUGGCUCCGUGCCAACUUUUGUUGCUAAGCCAGCGGCUACGAAUCUUUCACCAACUCAUCCAGUAAAGGCAUCUGCAGAUCCAUUUGCAAACAUCGCCGACAUGGUGACGGAGUUCAACAUAAACUUUAACCGCAGCACGCUAUGUGGAAAGUCUCCCGUCGGCACUAGUCCCCAGCCGACUCAGUUCUCAAGCCCGACUCACAAGCCAUCACCAUAUUCGCAACCACAAGCAACGUUUAUGCAAACACCGCCGCAAUCGCAAACUCAUCCCACGUCAUCGUCUGUUAGGACGCCAACGCAGUCACAGUCGGUGCCUGCCCAAUCAAGGCCAGACUACAGUCGAGUCCACUUUGAUUCACAGAAAGCAGCGCACCAAGCGGGCACUGGCGGAUCCAAGGACAUAUUUGCUGACAUUCUGGGCCAACAAGGCUACUCCUUUGGCAGCAAAAUGAACCAUGGUCCACGAUCCAUUAAUGAAAUGCGCAAGGAAGAUUUGGUAAGGGAUAUGGACCCGAAGAAAGUGCGGAUUAUGGAAUGGACCGAUGGUAAGAAAAAUAACAUCCGUGCGCUUCUUUGCUCUAUGCACACAGUGCUGUGGGACAAUGCCAAGUGGCAGCGCUGCGAGAUGUCCAGCAUGGUGGCACCAACCGAGGUCAAGAAAGCGUACCGUCGCGCCUGCCUAGCAGUUCAUCCUGAUAAGCAUAAUGGAACAGAGAAUGAGGAGAUUGCCAAGCUAAUUUUUAUGGAACUAAACAACGCAUGGACAGAUUUUGAAAACGAUGCCACGCAGCAAAAUAUGUUUAACGCGUAAAACGCGUCUUAUAUUAAUCGCAGUUAUCCCGUAUUUUCGCACUCUUAGCUGAAUCUAGUGUAAAUUCAUGUAAAAGUGUAAGCUUUAAUCCCUAAAGGUAAAGUAUUGGUAUAUGUAUGCUAGCGAUAGCGCAACCAAUUUAUAUAGCUCAACAACAAAUUCUGUACGCCUGAGGACAUCUUACUUAAUUUGUGUAACAGCAAAGCCAAAUUCAACAUUCCUUUUGCAUUAAACAACAAAAACGUCAGAAA